AUGCGUGGCCGAGUGUCGCGCCCUCUCUCAGUCCGAAGUGGAGCGAAUGCUGGCCGCGGGGGAAAUUAUAGGACUAUCUACAAGCCUUGGAUAUCAAACGUAAAUCAGAAUCUGUUUUGUACACUUGCAAGGCGACGUCGCGAUCAGCUCUUCGACGUUGUAUCGGUGGCGGCCUUGCAACAACAGAUCGAUCAGGGGAACGCACUGUCUUUAUCGACGUUUCCCCGUCGGCGAUCAAUCGUUUCCACGCGUUGCGCAUCACCCGAUCGUCAUUCAGAUAAAAUUCAAGAACUCGAAACAAAUCAAAGAGCUAUGCGACGAGAACGGGAGAAGAUUCAGUCGAAAGCGGCGAAGGAAUGGUUGGAGAGAGGGGCAAAA
Mesorhabditis belari is the source of this 378-nucleotide messenger RNA. NCBI's taxonomy places the organism in Eukaryota, Metazoa, Nematoda, Chromadorea, Rhabditida, Rhabditidae. The record is from the annotation of a GenBank genome assembly.